Messenger RNA from Ailuropoda melanoleuca (giant panda), 5099 nucleotides. RefSeq names its product neuropilin and tolloid like 1 (gene NETO1). Gene Ontology annotation, molecular function: ionotropic glutamate receptor binding. The transcript is spliced from 12 exons. Gene Ontology annotation, biological process: positive regulation of excitatory postsynaptic potential. Bases 720 to 2360 code for a protein of 546 amino acids. The record is from RefSeq and is a predicted model, not a curated record. Lineage: Eukaryota; Metazoa; Chordata; Mammalia; Carnivora; Ursidae. Gene Ontology annotation, cellular component: postsynaptic density.
AGACGCCCACCCACCCGUUCCUCUUUCCGCAAGAUCGCAGAGGUGGCGCGGAGCCUGGCGAGCCGAUGACGGACCCUUUCCUCCUGUCUUCAAUGCCUCAGCGGAAGAUCCCUAAGGGCUGGAGAGAGGAGGGCUGCUGCUGGACAUCCUCCCGGAGAGGUUGCUCCGACCUGCUGCUCGUGGUGUAUGAAACUGGGGACUGAGCGAGCCCCAGCCGCCGCUGCCCGCCCGCCCCGUCGCUUCCGUCGGUCUGGACUGGCUCCCGUCUCGCCGCGCCCGCCGGCCCGGCCCCGGCCCCGGUCCCGGUCCGGGCGCCCCGGGGCUAGCCCCGCGCCCGCCGCCGCCCGCGCGCCAACUGCCCGCGAGUCCUCCUGACAGCUGCGGCGGCGGCGAUGAUGCAAAGGAGGAGGGUGCUGCCGCCGGCGGUGCUGAUGGUGGCGAUCGGCGCCCGGGUGUGAUGCGAGCGUCAUGGUGGGGAUGCUGGCUUCGCGGCGGUGAGAGAGCGAGCGAGAGCGAGCCAGGGGCGGAGGACGCCAGAAUUCGGAUCUUGCUGCUGUGUGGGCUCGGAUCUCUCUUUUCCCUCUCUCUCUCCCCCCUUCAUUUGGUUCUUGGUUUGCACAUUUAAAAUCCCCCGACUCCGUCCUUUCCCCACCACUGGAAGUCUUCCCGUCUCUAAAUGGAAUUAGUGGAGAUCGGAGCCUCUGGUGUAACGAACAGACAUGAUCUAUGGACGCAGUUUGUUUCACAUUGUAGCAAGUUUAGUCAUCUUCCAUUUGUCUGGGGCAACCAAGAAAGGAACAGAAAAGCAAACCACCUCGGAGACUCAGAAGUCAGUGCAGUGUGGAACUUGGACCAAACAUGCAGAGGGAGGUAUCUUUACCUCUCCCAACUACCCCAGCAAGUACCCUCCUGACCGAGAGUGCAUCUACAUCAUAGAAGCUGCCCCAAGACAGUGCAUUGAACUUUACUUUGAUGAAAAGUAUUCUAUCGAACCGUCUUGGGAGUGCAAAUUUGAUCAUAUUGAAGUUCGAGAUGGACCUUUCGGAUUUUCUCCAAUAAUUGGACGAUUCUGUGGACAACAAAAUCCACCUGUAAUAAAAUCCAGUGGAAGAUUUCUAUGGAUUAAAUUUUUUGCUGAUGGAGAGCUGGAAUCUAUGGGAUUUUCAGCUCGAUACAAUUUCACACCUGAUCCUGACUUUAAGGACCUUGGAGUUUUGAAACCGUUACCAGCUCCAUUUUUGUAUGUUUGUUUGGCAUUUCGUUAUUUAGCAUGUGAGUUUGAGAUGGGCGGUCCUGAAGGAAUUGUGGAAUCUAUACAAAUUAUGAAAGAAGGCAAAGCUUCUGCUAGCGAGGCCGUGGAUUGCAAGUGGUACAUCCGGGCACCUCCACGAUCCAAGAUCUACUUACGCUUCUUAGACUAUGAGAUGCAGAAUUCAAACGAGUGCAAAAGGAACUUUGUGGCUGUGUACGAUGGCAGCAGUUCCGUGGGGGACCUGAAGGCGAAGUUCUGCAGCACGGUGGCCAAUGACGUCAUGCUCCGCACGGGUCUUGGGGUCAUCCGCAUGUGGGCCGAUGAGGGCAGUCGGAACAGCCGAUUUCAGAUGCUCUUCACAUCCUUUCAAGAACCUCCCUGUGAAGGCAAUACCUUCUUCUGCCAUAGUAACAUGUGUAUUAACAAUACACUGGUUUGCAAUGGGCUCCAGAACUGUGUGUAUCCUUGGGACGAGAAUCAUUGUAAAGAGAAGAGGAAAGCCAGCCUGCUGGACCAGCUCACCAACACCAGUGGGACUGUCAUUGGCGUGACUUCCUGCAUUGUGAUCAUCCUUAUUAUCAUUUCUGUCAUUGUGCAGAUCAAACAGCCUCGUAAAAAAUAUGUGCAAAGGAAAUCGGACUUUGACCAGACAGUUUUCCAGGAGGUGUUCGAACCUCCCCAUUAUGAGUUAUGUACUCUGAGAGGGACAGGAGCUACCGCUGACUUUGCCGACGUGGCAGAAGACUUUGAGAACUAUCAUAAACUGCGGAGAUCCUCUUCCAAGUGUGUUCACGACCAUCACUGUGGGUCACAAGUGUCCAGUACGAAAGGCAGCCGCAGUAACCUCAGCACAAGAGAUGCUUCUGUCUUGACAGAAAUGCCCCCCCAGCCCGUCAAGCCCCUCAUCCCACCCAUGAACAGAAGAAAUAUCCUCGUCAUGAAACACAACUACUCGCAAGAUGCCUCCGAUGCCUGUGACAUCGACGAGAUCGAGGAGGUGCCCACGACGAGCCACAGGCUGUCCCGACAUGACAAAGCCGUCCAGCGGUUCUGCCUCAUUGGGUCUCUAAGCAAACAUGAAUCUGAAUACAACACAACUAGGGUCUAAAAAGAAAAUUCAAGAUAUCAUUACACUUUUGGUGCAAUACUUUGUAAAUAGACAGCUCAAUCUUCUUAUCAAGUUCUGAAAGGAUAUAUCUAAGAACUAUCCAAGAAAACAUUUUGGAAAUUGUGCUUAUUAAAAAACAGCAAUGCAAUCACAACAAAACCCUUUUAGAACCGGACUCGAUGCUGUUGCUUUCCAUGGAGCACUCUCACUGUCCCUGAUGGUCCCGCGCAGGUUAGAACACGGCAGAAGCUGGAGCUCAGUCACAGCAAAGGCAAGCAACACACACAUCUGUUAGGAGGGUCUGGUUUUCAACAAUAGACACUUAGUUUUCUCAUGUCUUAGAGUAAGCAUUCAUCAUGAACAUGACAAGUUGCUCCGAGUAAGAUAAGGUUAACUGUACAGAAGAUUCUUGGACACGCAUUGUUUUGUUUAAUUGUAUCCUGACUGUCAUUCUGAACGAAGAUAUUAUUACGUUCUUCAUUUUACAGGAAUUAUGUUGGACUGUCUUAUUUUUAAUGAAGCACCACCGACACUCUCUACUAGGACUGCAAACUGCGUUUGGAAAGUAUCCCUUCCCUCUCUGGCUGACUUGGAGUUUGUCAAUGAGAGGAACUCACAAAGGAUUUGGAAGGAAAGACAGAGUGAAAGACAUUCUUCUCGGGAGGUCGCCGUGGAGAGAUGCAGCAGCUUCUGGACCACAUCUACAAGCUCCCAGUUCUCCAUCAAGGUGACAGGAUGUGGAGGCUCCAACAAUCUCCAUGAGCUUUGGCUUCUCUCCAGUCCCCAAGCUUCAGUCCUCAGUCCUCAGGGACCGCUUCUCCAAUCCUACAGCGGCUGCCCUUCCAGACUUUUACUAGCCAUCUAUUCUCACAUCUGUGGGAUCCCCAACUCCCAUACUAAAUUCCUCAUUCUCGAAUGCUAUAGAAAUUCUAUUUUCCUGACUGAACCCAGACCAAUACAGGUGGAAGAUUUGUCCUGUGGCCUAAUCCAAACUGUGUUAUUGCCGGUAAAGGUGCAGAGAUUCUUGGCCCCUGGGUGGAACACACUUGAAAUUUUAAAAAUUAUGUAUACUGCAAUAAGUUCACUUAAUUCUACCCAGUUGACUGUGGAGGGGAGGGAAUGAUAGAAGACAUCAGAGAAAUAAUUAACAUGGGCAAAUAAGCCUGUGGAAAUGGUAAGGUGAAUGUUUAUCCUAAUUGCUUUUACUGCUCAGAGAGUGCCAUUAGGAGAACAGGAAUGACAUGUAUUGGCUUUAAUGUGAAGGGGACCACACACAUAGGCCAAAGGAUGUUGACAUUGUACAAGAGAAAAUGGGAACAGUAUGCUUCUCAAUAUCUAGAAAUGAGACUAAGGACUUAAUGUGUUGAUAAUGAUAUCGGUAUAAUAUAUAUAUUGACUAUAUUUUUAAAAGCCUGUACUCUAGAAAAUGUACUUAACUUUUUAUUAUCAAUAUGGCUACCAUUUGUUGAGUCUAUACAAAGUUUGAGCCCAUUGAGUUUAUAAGAAAUUACAUAUAUUUUUUGUGAUAGGUAAUAUAGCGCAAGCAUAUGAAAAUAACAUGUUCAGGUAAGCAUAUGUUUUAAAAACCUGGGUUUUAAAAUCGUAGAUCAUAACUCUAAGGUCUUACUGCGCACCGGGGGCAGCAUAUUAAACUACGGUGAGGAGAAAAGCAGCGUCUUGUGUGCGGGGUACACAAACCUCAAACAUAUGCUGUCAUAAAGAUUAAUGCAGAGGGCGCCCUGCGAGAACGAAACCUGCUAUUCAGUGUUCCUUAUGAGAUUCAGCCCCAUCUAUCAAUUCCCACUAAAUAAAGAUUAACAGCCUUCUCUCUAUUACAGAUGUUACUUCUUCCGUCUAUGCCUCUGAGAGAUAAAAGAAUCUUUAUCCAUAAUACGGCUGCAAAUGUAUUAUUGAAUAGAAUGACUAUUAAAUACAUUGUUUGUAUACACAAAUACAUCAUUUGACUCUUAACAAUCUGAUCCAAACAGUUAUAUACCAUGCUGCCAAUCUGUGGCUAAAACAGAUUAUAGACCACAUCUUGUUAGACGCCAGUGAAUACUGAUUUUUGAAUUCAAAAUAUGAUUUAUUGAGUAUAAUAUUUCCAAAACAGCAUGAAGAAAAACUAGAUCUAUGGUAUGGUAAAUGUGUAGUGAGCCCUUCCCACGGUGUCACACAGAAUGCAUCUGGAGCCGAUUCCCAAGUCAGAAUGUCGCUUACAGUGACAACAGAGGCAUCUGGUUUCUGCCUCUCUCACUUGAAAUGGGGAAACUCUCGCAAGCAUCAUGAAUGGCGAUGAGGUGCACAGAUGUCCAAGAGGAGACUUACCUGGCAGUUCAACAGCGUCAUGCCCAGUUUUAAUGUAUAAACUUAAAGAAUAAAAGAACUGUCUCAGAAAAAAAUAAUCGUUCUUGUGUUCUUGCGAGAUUCCUGUCUUGGUUACUGGGUUUUGCCGCUUCUACAAUAUUCACUUUCCCUUGUGGUUUGACCUUCGUUUUGGCUGAAACUCCAUCUGUCACUGGUCAGCAGUCAGUUCUCAGAACCCGCAUUCCUAUAUCCCUGUUGGGUGGUGCUCACUCCUGUUCCUCAGCCCACCUCCCCCUGAGAUAAGCAUCACUCCAGUGGGCCAACAAUUAGUAUAGGAAACACUCAUCCCUCUAGAUGGAAAACUCCAUGGAGAGCAGAGCGUUGUUUGUUUCAACUAUCUCCCUGUAUACACCGUUCAGUACAGCUCCAGGAACA